This is a messenger RNA of Pantherophis guttatus, 2953 nucleotides long. RefSeq names its product GIPC PDZ domain containing family member 1 (gene GIPC1). NCBI's taxonomy places the organism in Eukaryota, Metazoa, Chordata, Lepidosauria, Squamata, Colubridae. Gene Ontology annotation, molecular function: protein binding. The record is from RefSeq and is a predicted model, not a curated record.
AAUUGGUUGGGAGGCGUUAGUUUUAGAUCCCGCCCUCUCUUGAGGGACAGGCAGGCGGUGUUGGGCUGUAGUUCGGCUGAGGGACGGGCCCGGAGAAGAAACGGACGGGGGGUCCGUAUCUUGGUAGCUGAUUCUUGCUAGCAACUGGGCGCAUUUCCCUCAUGCCGCUUGGACUAGGCCGCCGGAAGAAGGCCCCCCCUUUGGUGGAAAAUGAGGAAGCUGAGCCCAUCCGCAAUAGUCUGGGUGGGAUGGGGAUGGGUGGCAUGGGUGGCAUGGCAGCACUUCAGCCUGGACUCCCCCCUCCACCGGCCAGCCUCCGUCCUCGACUUGUGUUCCACACCCAGCUAGCCCAUGGAAGUCCCACUGGUCGGAUCGAAGGCUUUACUAAUGUCAAGGAGCUAUACAACAAAAUUGCAGAGGCCUUUAAUAUAGCCUCAACUGAGGUGAUGUUCUGCACUUUAAAUACCCACAAAGUGGACAUGGACAAAUUAUUGGGUGGUCAGAUUGGCCUGGAAGACUUUAUCUUUGCCCACACAAAGGGCCAGAGGAAAGAAGUUGAAGUGUUCAAAUCUGAGGAGGCCCUGGGCCUGACUAUCACAGACAAUGGUGCUGGCUAUGCUUUUAUCAAGAGAAUCAAGGAAGGGAGUGUUAUUGACAGAAUCCAAAUUAUUAAUGUUGGAGAUAUGAUUGAGUCCAUCAAUGGUCAAAGUCUUAUUGGCUGCCGGCAUUAUGAGGUUGCAAAAAUGCUCAAGGAUUUGCCCAAAGGUCGCACUUUUACUCUGAAGCUGACUGAACCACGAAAGGCUUUUGACAUGAUCAGUCAAAGGUCCAAAGGAGGCAAAAACAGCGGAUGUACUCAACUUGGCACAGGAAGGGGCACUCUGCGUCUACGGGCCAAGGGACCAGCCACCGUGGAAGAACAGCCCUCUGCAUUUGAGGAAAAGGCCAUUGAAAAGGUUGAUGAUCUUCUGGAGAGCUACAUGGGUAUCCGUGACACAGAGCUAGCUGCUACCAUGGUGGAGUUGGGCAAGGACAAGCAAAAUCCUGAUGAAUUUGCAGAAGCAUUGGAUGAGCAGCUGGGUGAUUUUGCCUUCCCGGAUGAGUUUGUCUUUGAUGUCUGGGGAAGCAUUGGAGAUGCCAAGGUUGGGCGCUACUAGGACUGUAAACAUACUAGACCCCCUCCCACAGAAACUAUGGACAGACCAGUGAUGAUUCUGGAAUACUACAGCGCCCUUCCUUUUGAUGCUGGGCCCACUGAUUGGAAGGGAUCCUAGAGCAAUAAGUAAUCUGCAUUAUUGACUGGAUUGUAAUGUGAACUGGGGGCAGAAUUUCUGCUGCUUGCUUCCAGCCCCUCUUGUUGGAAAUUCCCUCAGCCCUGGGUACAAUCAAGCCAUUCAGUUUGCUCUGUGUUCUAGUGUGAGAUAGGUGCUACCAGUUGCUUCAUACAGUUUGCUAUUUCUUAGAGAGGUAUGGCUGCUGCAUGUUGGAUUUCUAAGCUUAUUCUGGUUUGAGAGCGAGCAUAACUGAAAUAGCCAUUCAGAUUUAAAUGGAUAACGAGCUGUUUUUGUUUUGAGAAUCAGAUACUCUCCACGGGAGCUGAAUGAAAGGAGGGAUGGACGGAAUUGGCUUUUUCAGCUCUAAUAAAACUGGAGGAGAGAUCCUAGCUCUGCAUAUUUGCUCUGAGCAGGUUGGUGCCCGAGGAGACACACACUUCCUAGUUCUUCUGAAAGCUUGAUCACCCUUCCCCAGUUCAUCUGACAUCUGUGUUGGUACGAGGCACAUAAAAAACCAGCCCCUCCCAUUUGGGAACAUCUCACUUGGUCUCUGUCCCCUUGAUCCUGGUGACUUACUUAGACAUUAGCUAGAAGAUGCAACAGUGAUGCUUCUGCUCAAGGUUAGCACAAACUAGGUUAAGAAAUAACUUUCAUUCCAUCCCAUUACCAACAUGUAUUAGAUAUGUACGAGUGGCAAUCAGUUGUUAAAAGAGAUUCCAACUAUGAAGCAUAACUGUUGAUUUCUGCUAGGCAUCAGUUGAUGAACUUGAUCUAUUUUUGAUCAAUGGCCUCAAAUAUUGUGGCUGGAAAAUAAUUCACACACAGUCAAUUGCUACAGAGAGCACAUAUAGCAUACAUCUAACCCCCCAAGUACUGGUCCUUAUAGAUGGGUCUGGCACAUUCUGUUGUUUGAAUGUUACUCUCUCAGAACCAUAUGCAGUUUUCAGCCUCAUCUACCCUGCCCUUUUUAGCUCUGUGUUUCGGCUUUUAAUCCCUGCCAACUCAUGAUAUGUGGAUAGUACAAAGGCUAUUGUGCGGGUUCUCUCUUUCAGGGGAUGGAACUGUAUUGAAUCGUUAAUUCAAUGGCAUUUUCUCCUCCACCUCACUGAUUCUAGAACAUUCCUUUUCUAAACUGGCUGUAGCAAACUCCUCUUUUCAAAGUAAGGGGUUUUUUUUCCCCAAAAAAAUGUGGGGAUUUUUUUCCAGGAGGAAGGGCAGCAGCAGAAGUCCCUUGUUGUCUAGGUAUGGGCAUACCCUUAAUGUCUGUCUGAACUAAUUUUGUCCUGCUGACCUACCUCCUAGGGUUGGCCCAGUUCAUUUCUUGUUAUUUAUAUUCUUUCACCCAUGUGUUCAUUCUCAAAUUCUGGGCCUCUCCCCUGUGCCACAAUCCAUUACUGUAAUUAUCCAGUAAUUAAUAACAUCAUCUUCACAUACACCUUACAGCCUCAGCCCACCUACUGUAUCUCUAAAACACUAAUUCCAGGUAAGAUAUGGAGCUUGCAGGCCUCUGGAUCAUACCUCAAGCGCAGAGCGUGUGAGGCUUCUUCUAAGCCUUGCUGUUUCUUGUGUCCUGGCACUGGAAACCUCUUAGGGAAAACAGGCACCAUGUCCUCCUUGGGCAUAUUUUUGUAUUCUGCAAGUAAAUUGUCUUUAAGAUAAAAUAUAUCUAUACUAUUAAA